Fomitopsis serialis is the source of this 639-nucleotide messenger RNA. RefSeq lists its product as uncharacterized. The transcript has 4 exons. Bases 1 to 639 code for a protein of 212 amino acids. NCBI's taxonomy places the organism in Eukaryota, Fungi, Basidiomycota, Agaricomycetes, Polyporales, Fomitopsidaceae. The record is from RefSeq and is a predicted model, not a curated record.
AUGAACACCAUGCUCGCCGAACUCCUCGCUGACAGCCAAAGAAACAUCAUGAUCCCGAAGGCCCUCAAAAAUCUCGCCGAGGCCAAGCAGAAUCCUGCGCUGCCCGGCGCCCUUAACAAUUUUCUCAUGGGCAUCUCGGUCUCUGCCCUCAUGAUCGGCCUCCAGGAGAUGUUGAAGCCAGAGGUUGCCGCUACGUAUGGUCUUACAGAAGCAAUGACCACUUACUGCGAGAUUGUGGCACCCCGGGGAAGCAAAGACUUGGCCAUUGUCACGAAUGUGAUCGAGGCUGUAUCCGGCAUCGCACCAGGGCAAAGUGGGGCGCCCGCUACCACCGGAACCAGCGACACUCCUUCCGGCGAGCACAACGGUAAACCACCGGAAGAUCAACUCCCGCAAACCGUCCCCGCCCUGCCGGAAAGCAACACUCCGGAAGCAGUUCUGCAGGAGCUGCGUGAAAGCCAGCGCAGCAUGGAUCAGAUCAUCGCCGAGCAGCUCGGAGCGUCGAGAGAACAAUACCGCCGUCUCGAGCAGCAACUGGAGUUAGAGAAGUUGCGUGACGGAGUUACUGUUCGUGCCGAGCAAAUCAGCCGGGCAUAUCUCCCCCGCUUCCCGAACCCCCGCCCCUCAGCCCGGAAAUGA